Suricata suricatta (meerkat) is the source of this 1811-nucleotide messenger RNA. RefSeq names its product solute carrier family 25 member 17 (gene SLC25A17). Gene Ontology annotation, molecular function: NAD transmembrane transporter activity; FAD transmembrane transporter activity; ADP transmembrane transporter activity. Gene Ontology annotation, biological process: transmembrane transport. Bases 134 to 1057 code for a protein of 307 amino acids. Lineage: Eukaryota; Metazoa; Chordata; Mammalia; Carnivora; Herpestidae. Gene Ontology annotation, cellular component: peroxisomal membrane. The transcript has 9 exons. The record is from RefSeq and is a predicted model, not a curated record.
GUUCCGGAGGAGGCGGGCCUAAGAAGGUGGAGCCUGUGACGGUCGCAAGCCGGCCUCUGGCGCUUCUUUCCUCUCUCGACUCCCUGCGGCGCCCGAGGGAGACGUGUUGCUGGGUCUGCGGGGAGCCGUAGCAAUGGCCUCAGUGCUGUCCUACGAAAGCCUUGUCCACGCUGUGGCCGGAGCCGUGGGAAGCGUCACAGCGAUGACAGUAUUCUUUCCCUUGGAUACAGCUCGGCUUCGGCUUCAAGUUGAUGAGAAGAGAAAGUCCAAAACUACACACAUGGUGCUGCUGGAGAUCAUCAAGGAGGAAGGCCUCCUGGCACCAUAUCGAGGGUGGUUUCCAGUUAUCUCCAGUCUGUGCUGCUCCAAUUUUGUCUAUUUCUACACUUUUAAUAGUCUCAAAGCAGUCUGGGUCAAAGGUCAACGUUCUACUACUGGAAAAGAUUUAAUAGUUGGAUUUGUUGCAGGUGUGGUGAAUGUGUUGCUAACAACCCCACUCUGGGUGGUAAACACCAGACUGAAGCUGCAAGGGGCAAAAUUUCGGAAUGAAGACAUCGUACCAACCAACUACAAAGGUAUUAUUGAUGCUUUUCACCAGAUCAUUCGAGAUGAAGGAAUCUUGGCUUUAUGGAAUGGCACAUUUCCUUCCUUGCUGUUGGUCUUCAAUCCUGCCAUCCAGUUCAUGUUCUAUGAAGGUUUAAAACGACAAGUUCUAAAGAAACGAAUGAAGCUUUCUUCUUUGGAUGUGUUCAUCAUUGGUGCAGUGUCCAAAGCGAUUGCUACCACAGUCACCUAUCCCAUGCAGACGGUACAGUCAAUUCUGAGGUUUGGACGUCACAGACUGAACCCAGAAAACAGAACAUUGGGGAGUCUUCGGAAUGUUCUCUACCUUCUUCACCAGAGAGUAAAGCGUUUUGGAAUAAUGGGACUCUACAAAGGCCUUGAAGCCAAACUGCUGCAGACGGUCCUCACCGCUGCUCUCAUGUUCCUUGUUUAUGAGAAACUGACGGCCGCCACCCUCACAGUGAUGGGGCUGAAGAAUGCUCGCCAGCACUGAGGCCCGUAGCCCCACCAGGUGCAGGAAGGUGCUCAGGAUGCGGGCUUCCUUCCGUGUGAAGGGAAGUGAUUCUCUUUAUUCUUGGCUGCCUGCUCCGUGAAUUUUACCCUCAUUGGCUGGAAAAGCGUCUAAGGGUAAACAUGGAACAGAGCCAGCUGGACCUGUCGACAACUUAAUUUUUAGGAUGGCUGGUUGAAUUUUGUUGGGGAGGUUGAUCUAAUGGUGAUACAAAAAGAAAACAUUGAAAACAUAACAAUGAAAGUUUGUGGGUGUUUGUUGUUUUCCUUAAGGGGAAUGGACUGUUGCUCUCGUGUUAUCUCUUCCCGUUAAAAUGUUUCUUAAACUUACCAGCUGUUCUUUUUCCCUGAGCCCCCAGGUUCUAGGAACACACUUAAUGCCAUGUAAUUAUCCUCGUAGACUUCCAUCGGUCUUAAUCUUGGUGUUUUCCUCAAUAACCAUAGUAUGAUUGUGCCCCGGGCGUGACUUCAUUUGUGUUGAGCUUUUUUCCUUCUCCUUAAGGAAAGUGGCAUCUUUAGUAUCUGAGCUAUUUAUUUUUGUGGGAAAAUGAAAACAGUUCAUCCCAAAUGAUUCUCUUAUGAACUAUUUGUAAACAUCACUUAUUCGUUAGUACUUGACAUAAUUAAAAAAUAUUUAUUUUGAAUCAGUCUUUUCAUUACAAAAGGCUUGAAGUUUUAUGCUUAUCCACACAAGCCCCGGCAACUCAAGCCCCAAUAAACUGUCAGCACAAAAGACA